ACUACAGACGUGACCAGAACAGUGCAUUUCGGACAGCCGUCGGCCGAACAAAUCGAAGCGUAUACGAGGGUGUUGAUGGCGUCCAUCGAUCUUGCAUCGUUCACAUUUCCGUACAAUUUGAAACUCAAUCAGAUUGACGUAAUUGCCAGGGCGCCGCUCUGGGAUUUCGGUUACGACUACAAACAUGGUACCAGCCACGGGAUCGGAGUGUUUCUCAAAGUCCAUGAGCCACCUGUUAAUAUGUAUUAUGGGCAAAAAGCAAGUGACGUAGUGCUCAAGGAAGGUUAUUUCAUAUCUGACGAACCCGGUUAUUAUAAAGAAAAUCAUUUUGGCGUACGUCUAGAAACUAUAUUAGAAGUGAUAACAAAGAACGAAACAAUGGGUAAAUAUUUGACGUUCGAGCCGAUCACUCUAGUGCCGUUCGAACCAAAGCUCAUCGAUUACUACAUGCUCAGCCCAAAACAAGUACGUAUCUAUACUUGUAAAGUAAAUUUAAACGGUAGGUACCAAAAAAUGUCGCACAAAUCUUUCGAACGUCUCGACGAUUAUGCACUUAUGCUACGAGAUUGUUUUGCGUUUUUUUUUUACUACCGAAUUAUCUCGACAUGCGAUCAAUGCAUAGGCACAAAUAGGGGGGGGAUUUAGAGGCUAAGUCCCAAACCCUAUUUGCGC
Molecule: messenger RNA, 672 nt
Organism: Acyrthosiphon pisum (pea aphid)
Lineage: Eukaryota; Metazoa; Arthropoda; Insecta; Hemiptera; Aphididae
Product: xaa-Pro aminopeptidase 2-like
Exons: 4
Coding region: 76-645 (189 amino acids)
Source: RefSeq, a predicted model, not a curated record